AUGUCAACAGCUGAGAAUAUAUUGCUAGAUUCCGACAUUCGAGAUUGGGUGGUCCUCCCCUUGUUUGUCAUCAUGGUCGCAGCUGGACUCCUUCGUUUUCACAUGGGAAAUGUUUUGAAACCAGACCCAAAGCAAGGCACCAAAGUAACCCAACGCAUUCAGUCAUCAGUGAGGGCAGUGGCCAUUCUCAAAGGAGGAGCCGUGCAUUUUCUGUCAACUUCCAAGCUUGAAUCUCGAAAAUUGGCAUACCCAAAGCUGUUGCGAGCCCAAGCUAUAUGGUGCGAGAAUCACUUGGAUGAACAGGAUGCAGCAGGCGAGAAGAAUGGAGGAGAAAACGAUGAUGGUGAUAUGCCGAAUCCCUUUUCUUCCAUGGAGGGGAUGAUGGGAAACAUGGCAUUCAUGGUUCAAAAUAUGAUCAUGAUGCAAGCAAUUCAACAUUUCUUCUCGGGAUUCAUUCUACUCAAGGUACCAUUUCGUCUAACCUUGGGAUUCAAACAAAUGUUUCAGCGUGGAUUAGAGGGUCUUGCUACUUUGGAAACUUCUUAUGUCAGUAGCAUUAGCUGGUACUUUCUGGUCAUGUUUGGACUGCGAGGAUUUUUCAAGUUAGCGAUUGGAUCACCCGCUUUGGAAACCCAAGAAACGCACCAGGCUUGGCAAAAAUUGGGGAAGCAACCGCCUGGACGACCCGGUACCACUGCUGGAGCUGCUGACGAUGAUAAGCAGAUCGAAAUGUUGGAGCAAGAGGCAGAUAACUUGGAGAUGCUCCUUCCGACACAAUUCAAAUCCAACCUCGAUCAGGUGGAGAAACGACUUCUCCAAAACAAUUACCCUAAGAAGAAAUCAACAAUUGCCAAGAACGACUUUCUUUUGCAUCAUUCGGUUGGAAAAAACAAGUCCAAAAAGAAUUAA
Messenger RNA from Cylindrotheca closterium, 909 nucleotides. The record is from the annotation of a GenBank genome assembly. Lineage: Eukaryota; Bacillariophyta; Bacillariophyceae; Bacillariales; Bacillariaceae.